This is a messenger RNA of Triticum dicoccoides, 587 nucleotides long. RefSeq lists its product as uncharacterized. The transcript has a single exon. The record is from RefSeq and is a predicted model, not a curated record. Bases 81 to 443 code for a protein of 120 amino acids. Lineage: Eukaryota; Viridiplantae; Streptophyta; Magnoliopsida; Poales; Poaceae.
CUUGCUCAGCCACUCUUAAUUUCUACUACCAGCCAAGUUUUGUGACAGCAGAGACCGAUCGAGCCGAGCCGAGCAGCGCGAUGGAGAAGCUGACGCCGAGCAACGCGAAGAAGGCGAUGGAGGACAGGGAGGAGAAGCCCAAGGUGCCGUCGACCGACCCGGACGACAACCUCGACGACCUCGCCGCCGGGCAGCGGCAGCCGCAGCUGCAGAGGGAGCACCAGGCGCCCAACAUCUCGGAGAUGAAGCCGAUGACGCGGGAGGCAUACGGCGGCGGGAUGUACGCGGCGGAGGAGGGCCGGAGGGAGCCCGGGAAGCCGCGGGCCAGCGCCACGCAGAGCGCCGACGGGCCGGAGGAGCCCGUGGCCAAGCCCAGGCACCCGCCGCCGCCGUCCACCGGCGACCGCGACCUCGACAUCACCGGCAUGUCCUACAUCCAGUAGGCGGUAGUAGCUAGCUUCUCUUCCUCCUUUUGCGUGCCCGUGUGUUUGGGGCGUGUGCUAGAGCCUAGAGCGGCCGUUCGUUGUGUUCUCCCUUUUUGUGCAUGGACUGAUUUCUGAAUAAGAUGUGAGCGCGAGUUUUCUUCG